This is a messenger RNA of Tachysurus fulvidraco (yellow catfish), 971 nucleotides long. RefSeq lists its product as uncharacterized. The record is from RefSeq and is a predicted model, not a curated record. The coding region runs from base 75 to 680 and encodes 201 amino acids. NCBI's taxonomy places the organism in Eukaryota, Metazoa, Chordata, Actinopteri, Siluriformes, Bagridae. The transcript has 5 exons.
CAUCAUGCACUUCAGAUCCUUUAUCUCAUAAGGCUGAGCUUGAAAGCAAGAACAUUUUUGAAACAUUUAAUAACAUGAAACCUUUUAUGGCAUUUAUUCAAACCAGGAAUUGGCAUCUUGUACAUUGUGUCACUGUGUUUCUUCUAAUAUGUGGAGAUUGUACCAAGGCAUUUGAGAACAAUACUCAAAACCAGAUGAACAGAAAUGUUUCAAAGGGAGAGAAUGUUAUUUUACACUGUGAUGGAAAUCGGACUAGUAAAUCUGAAGAUAUUGUCUGGCAUAAAGACAAGAUUCUUCUUUUUAACUACAGCCCAGUAAUAAACCAAACUUUGAUCAACUACACAUCAGACAGGAUGCAUGUUGACCCACAAAAUCCAAGAAAACUACAGAUAUCUGAUGUACAGAUUUCAGAUGCAGGAUUAUACUCAUGUUUGCCAUUUGAAAAGGAGUGGAUAUUGACCAUACAUGGUAACUCAACACAACCAUUAAAGCUAGUCAUCAUACUCCCCUCAGUUACAGGAGCUGUUGCAAUCGGUCUCAUCAUCUUCUGUACUGUGUGUAUUCACAGGAAAUGGAAAAAGAAAGUGGACAUCCAUCCACAUGGAGGAGGAAUGAACAACAAUCAGAGCACCAACUAUAUUGAGAGACUUAACUCAGUUUAUGGACAAUAUCAUAUAUGAAGAUUGAGAAUAAUCUGAACAAUAUUGCAGGUACACUUUACUGUACAGUACCUGUAUAUGCAUGAUUUAUUGCAUUGCUUUGCUGCCAUGUGAUUGAACAACAAUCAUGAUACAUUCAAACAUAGACAUAUACAUAAAAUACAAACAAAAGAUCAUUAAUGUGGCACUGAUGUCAGGUGAGGGGGCUGUGAAGUCAGGGCUCAGUGUAGGAUGUAAUGUCAAGCUGGAACAUUGACUGGGUAUCUUCGUAGCAGUGAAGGUAAAUUGUAAUUUUACAGCAUACAAAAACAU